This is a messenger RNA of Electrophorus electricus (electric eel), 4846 nucleotides long. It is a transcript of the gene nfatc2a, whose product is annotated as nuclear factor of activated T cells 2a. Lineage: Eukaryota; Metazoa; Chordata; Actinopteri; Gymnotiformes; Gymnotidae. The record is from RefSeq and is a predicted model, not a curated record. Gene Ontology annotation, biological process: calcineurin-NFAT signaling cascade; regulation of transcription by RNA polymerase II; cytokine production. Gene Ontology annotation, cellular component: transcription regulator complex. Gene Ontology annotation, molecular function: DNA-binding transcription factor activity, RNA polymerase II-specific; transcription factor binding; RNA polymerase II cis-regulatory region sequence-specific DNA binding.
CCUAAUCAUCUACAGAGGAGGGCGGAAACUGUAGGUUAGACUGCUAGUUGCGUGCCAUGUCUACAUCUCUUUACUGUACAAGUCGCAAGUAACUUCUAUACAUUGUUUUUGAACUUCAGGCAGAGCAUUGCGCUUGCGAGGCUUGUUUUUGUUUAAUCGAUUCACUUUCAAACCGUUUUCGGGUUUUUCAUGGUUCAGCCGUAAGACUUGCCUGUUAAGACAGAUGACCUCUUUUUACGAAGAUAAAGACUGCAAUGAGUUGGGGCUGACUGGGGAUCUCAGUCAAGUAAACUGCUCAGAUGAACUGGAAUUUGCUUACCUGUUUGACUAUGAAACGCCUUGCACCGAUUUUUCCGCGGGAGAUCCAAAAGAUGAGACCAGUCUCCCCCCACACAAAGGUAUCACCCUGCCUAGCCGUCUCUCUUACCCCUUGGAGGAGCCAUCUGCCUACUCUGAGGCUAGCUCCGAGGCGCUGUCUGGCUAUGAGCAGCUGGAGGUUAAAAGCUACUCGGAGCAUGCCAGACCUGGAGGCCAAGCUGUGAGUCCCAGGAUUGAGAUCACGCUUUCGCGUGAGCACUACAGCCACAACCACGACUCCCUCCAGAGCCACCUUUUAAACAUUGGCCCGGGCCCCACGCUCACUGUGCCUGGCCAGGACAUCGGCACCUAUCGCGAGGCCCUGUGCCUCAGCCCAGCAAGCAGCAACUCAUCAGCCUCGUGCCACUCGGAGAACUACUCACCCUUUGCCUCUCCGUGCGUGUCGCCCAGCAGCGGGCAGGUGGUGGCCGGGGAGCUGUGCCCUCGUAUCGAGAACAUCCACACAGACUCGCCGCGCACCAGCCGAAGCACUUCACCCCAGGCCAGCCUGGCCCAAGAGGGCUGCCGUGUCCGAUCGCCGUCCCCCAGGCCCAACUCCCGCUCUGCCUCGCCUCAGGGCAAACGCACCUACGACAUGUAUAGGAACCCCAGUCUGGCACCCGUGUCUCGCUCACGCAGCCCCUCACCACACCGUGGCCAUGACGAGCUCCCCGCUGGCGGCCAUUAUGGCUCAAGCAACCUGGCAGAGGUCAUGAACGGGUUUGGGCAGCCUGGCACAGUACCCACAAAGAUAGUGAAAACCAACCAACAGUCCUACACUCUCUACCCAGACAACCAUGACGAGAGCUACCUAGUGUCCUGUGAGCAAGACAUCAAGACCAAACCAGAGCCCUUCUUCGUCAUACCUUCCAUUUGGUCUAAACAGUUGGUACCUGGAAUCUGCAGCCUCCCCGUGAGCUCUCUACCCCCACUGGAGUGGCCUCUGCCCAGCUGCACAGAGCAGUACGAGCUGUACAUCGAGGUGCAGCCCAGGCCGCACCACAGGGCCCACUACGAGACCGAGGGCAGCCGCGGAGCCGUCAAAGCCCCCACCGGGGGUCACCCAGUCGUCCAGCUGCAUGGAUACAGAGGCAAAGACCCUCUGGGCUUACAAAUCUUCAUUGGCACAGCAGAUGAGCGGAUCCUGAAGCCACAUGCCUUCUACCAGGUGCACCGCAUCACGGGCAAAACCGUGACCACCACCAGCUAUGAGAAGAUGAUCAACACCACCAAGGUCUUGGAGAUCCCCCUGGAACCAAAGAACAACAUGAAAGCAGUAAUCGACUGCGCCGGGAUUCUGAAGCUCAGGAACGCCGACAUAGAGCUGAGGAAAGGGGAGACGGACAUUGGGCGGAAGAAUACACGUGUACGCCUUGUGUUCCGCAUACACAUUCCCCAGCCAGGAGGCCAACACAUCUCCCUCCAAGUGGCAUCUCACCCUAUUGAAUGUUCACAAAGGUCUGCACAUGAGCUUCCCAUGGUGGAGAAGCAGGACAUGGACAGCUGCUCGGUGCUGGGAGGGCAGCAGAUGAUCCUCACCGGGCAGAACUUCAGCGCAGACUCCAAAGUGAUAUUUACUGAGAAGACCCACGAUGGACAGCAAAUCUGGGAGUUGGAGGCCACAGUUGACAAAGACAAAAGUCAGGCGACUAUGCUGUUCAUCGAAGUGCCUCCCUAUCGAGACUCAUCCAUCUCCCAUCCGGCAAAGGUCAAUUUCUACGUGAUCAAUGGGAAAAGGAAACGCAGUCAACCUCAGCACUUCACGUACACGCCUCUGCCAGUUCCGUCCAUAAAAACAGAACCAGUGGAUGAAUAUGACUCUGGGCAAAUGGGCUACACCAUGUCCCAGAUCCUGGGAGUUCCGGUGCCAUCCUACUACCAGCAUAACCCACGCACCAUGCUCAGCCCAGACAGCAGCCUGGUUCCCAGCAUGCCCCCGUGCCAGCAGCCCCGGCCGGGCCUCUCCCCUCCUGACCCCUGUUUCCAGCAGCACAGCUCAGCUAUCGUCUACUCCCAUGCCGAGAAGAACUUAGUUCGCGGCCCCUACCCACCAGCGGGGGUCAGCAUGAUUCCGGACGGCCAUCGCUCCGUUCUGGUCCACACAGGCUCCCCCAACCAAUACACCUCCACCCAGCACUCCUCCAUCAUUCAAUUCUCCCCCAACCACCACCUGUUGCGAGGGGGUGAACCCCCAGCCCCGCCACCUCCGGAGCACCAGCACAUCAUCUACUGCGAGGGCUACAGCCAGCCGGGGAACCAGGCCGCAGUCAGCCGCUCACCCGCACCUGGUCAAGCCCCUCAUCCCCAGCACUACCCCACUGUAAUCCACCAGCAGCCCUACGUGCAGAGGGCCCCAAAGGACAGGUCCCCUCCUGGCUCGGCAGACCCCCAGAGGUGCUCCCCAGCCGAGGAGCAGCAAGCCCCCCUUCCUGGCCGAGUCACAGUCAAGCAGGAGAACCUGGAUCAAGCCUACUUGGAUGAUGUUAAUGAGAUCAUAAGGAAGGACCUGACCGGAGUGCACUGCCGAGGGCAGACAUAAAUGGGCGCGUGGCGGCAGGACAUGUAAGGGACUUUUGGGUUGCCUGUUCCCACCUGCCUUGUGCCUGCAGUCGCACCCCAGGGAACUAUGGGAGGAGACCAAUAAUCUGCCUUUCUGCUAUUACAAAGUCUCAAUGCUUUUUGACCUGCACACCUUUUGAUAGCAAGCCAAUCACGCUUCACUGAUAACACAACCAAAUGUCGGCUGCACCAGCGGUAAAAAUGCUAGUGAGUUGAUGUUUAAAAUGGUCUUGUGGUUCCAAUAUUUCGCCCAGACUGAUUGUGACCAGAGUUGACCUCAUAUAUCAUAGUGUAAAUGACAUAUGAAUCUGAGACCUUUCCUUAUUUAAGAUGGGGGGAAAAUGACAUUCAUUUUGCUCUCCAGUAAUUUCACGUUUGGGAGCCACUUGGCUCACCUCUCAGUUUACUAUGUCUAGAAGAAUUCAUUAAUUCUGCUUGGUUGGUCUCUAGAUAACUGGUCUCUGUCACAUCCUAAAAACAUUGCAUCUCAUUUUGAAUAAAUAUAGAAACAGUUUAGAAUACAGUUUUAGAUAUAAAUGAACCACACAUUCCUGCAAAAAUAAUAUAUUUUUUAUAUUGGCAAAAUCCUGUGCUUAUUACAAUCUCUUUUAAUUGCAUGUAAUUAAAUGCACUGUCCUUAACGGGAAUCCUUAAAUGCAAAGUAUGCACUUAUUUCCAGUGAAUUAUAUUUACUUGUGUAUAUACUUUCUCUGCAAAUCUAGAUUUUUGUUAUUUUUACAACAUCUAGUGUUGUAGACAAUACAACUAAGGGAAAAUGUAAAAGACCUAAAAUUUUGUUUUUCUCUAAAUAAUUCAACAGGCAUCAUUACUUCAGUCUACGUGCCUUUAGCUAUGAAAGUGUCCAGAAGCUUGUGUACAGACGGGUGGAAUAAUAUUUUCUUGGAAUUAUGCAUCACAGAGCCUCACAGCCCAUGCACUACAAUCAGGUUCUGCACUGAAUCUUGCUUCAUCUGCAGUGCACUUAGCCACACUCAGCUCAGCUGGUGCUUUGUAUCUGCACCCCCUCAUCUUACUGACAACGAUAAAUCUUACAGUUUCUGUACUAGUUACAUCCAUCUUUAUUAGCGAAAGAUGCAAUACUUGCACUUCAAUGGUCCUUGUUGUAAAUGUUUUGGUGCUUUUUGCUUUUUGGUUGAUCUAUUUACUAACUAGUAAUAAGGAGAUUGUGUUUCAUCUCACAGUGGGUUUUUGCCAUAAUAGAUAUGCUGAGCAUAUGAUGGUUCUAAAACAUUCAGGCUAUCUGUGAAUAUGCUGAUGUCCUCCAAGUGCAUUUUUUCUUUUUCACAAUCGAGAUCACCUUUGUCAAAUAUCAAAGCCUAAAUGGGGUGUGCGUGUGUGUGUAUGUGUGUGUGUGUGUAUAUAUAUAUAUAUAUAUAUAUAAUUUCUUUUUUUUUUGUGGCAAGAGUAAUCUAAUGUUUUGUGCUUAUACUUUUUUUUUUUUUUUUUUUUUUGUGAGAAUGAUCUUUAUUAUAACCUUAAUUAUAUUUUUAUAUUAUCAAGAGUUACAUGCAUUGUUUUAAGGCAUGGGUUUUUUAUAUAAUAAAGGAGCCAGCUCUAUGUGCAUGGUGCUCUUAAACUCAUGCCAAACCCCUGAAUGUAAACUCAUUGUUUUUACUGUAAAUAUGUAUUGCCUGAAUAUGUAUAAAAUAUUUGUUACUUUUUAAAAUUUAGACUGCCAGUCAGAAGUAGAAAGAAAUAUUUUUAUGAACUGAAUCAGUUGAUUUUUUAAUUUUUUUUUUUUUUGCUAUUUACAAUCAUGUAACCAAGGCUAUAAUGCAAAUGAUUGCCAAAGAAAAAACUUCGUGUCAGGGUUAUGUACAUGCCAGUUUGACUUAAUCUUGCCUUGCAACGAAUGCUUCAGGGUUUGAUGCUUCACAAAAACAUGAGCAAUAAAUCUGCCUGAAGAGUU